Molecule: messenger RNA, 6816 nt
Organism: Trichobilharzia szidati
Lineage: Eukaryota; Metazoa; Platyhelminthes; Trematoda; Strigeidida; Schistosomatidae
Source: the annotation of a GenBank genome assembly
AUGGGUGAAAACAAGAGAUCGUCAGCUUGUCCGACUAAUGCAGAACUUCUACGUGCUGACAAGGAGCCUUUGCGAGAAGCCGACUUAUCGUCGAAAGAUAUGGUCUGGGUUCCUCAUGAAAGAGAAGGCUUCGUUGCAGCCGUUAAAAUUCAAGAACAAGGAGAUAACUGUAUAGUACAACUUGUAGAGUCUGGGAAAAAGUGUACUUUUCCAAAAGAUAAUAUACAAAAAAUGAAUCCUGCGAAGUAUGACAAGAUCAAAGAUAUGGCAAACCUAUCGUUUAUGAACGAAGCCUCUGUCCUUCACAAUCUUAAGUCAAGAUACUACUCAGGAAUGAUAUAUACGUACUCCGGCCUAUUCUGUGUGGUUGUCAAUCCAUAUAAACGGCUACCUAUAUACGAUGAAGAAAUUGUGGAGUGGUACAAAGGGAGAAAGCGCCACGAGAGACCACCUCAUAUAUUUGCUAUCGCUGAUGCAGCCUAUCGUAGCAUGCUUCAAGAUCGUGAGGACCAGUCGAUUUUGUGCACCGGUGAAUCUGGAUCCGGAAAAACUGAAAAUACGAAAAAGGUUAUACAGUACUUGGCGUCUGUGGCCACUUCUGCAAAGCACCAGAAGACUUCGGCUAAAAACGUGAUUUCAAAAAUGAACGCCAGAGAUGUCAAUAUUGGCGAACUUGAAGCACAACUUUUGAAAGCUAAUCCUAUCCUGGAAGCCUUUGGGAACGCGAAAACAAUAAAAAAUGACAAUUCUUCACGUUUUGGCAAAUUCAUACGCAUAAACUUCGAUACCUCCGGAUUCAUUGCUGGGGCUAAUAUUGAAACAUAUCUUUUAGAGAAAGCUCGUGUUAUUCGUCAAGCGCCAGAUGAACGUAGUUUCCACAUAUUUUAUCAACUUCUGGCCUCAGCUAACCCAACUAUGCAACAACAACUACUAUUAAACAAUGCUAGUUCAUACCGCUUCCUUUCAAAUGGCAUGAUUGAACUACCAGGGAUUGAUGAACAGCAAUUUUUCCGGGAGACAACUGAAGCUAUGGAUAUAAUGGGCAUUAAUAGUGAAGAUCAAAAUGCUAUAUUCCGUGUAAUAUCAGCUGUACUUCAUUUGGGGAACUUUGAGUUCCGUCAAGAGAGAAAUUCUGACCAAGCAACUUUACCAGACCACUCAGUUGCUGAAAAGGUAUCUCAUCUUCUGGGUAUUCCUUUAAAUGAAAUGACCAAAGCAUUUCUUAAACCCCGCAUCAAAGUUGGCAAAGAUUUGGUAUCAAAAGCACAGACGAAGACCCAGGUUGAAUUCGCUGUCGAGGCAAUUUCAAAAUCUAUAUACGAAAAACUAUUCCUUUGGCUAGUCGCGAGAAUAAAUAAAACAUUGGAUAAAACUAGGCGACCAGGCGCAUCGUUUGUUGGAAUUCUUGACAUUGCAGGUUUUGAAAUUUUUCAAGUGAAUUCGUUUGAGCAACUGUGUAUUAAUUAUACAAAUGAGAAACUUCAGCAACUUUUUAAUCACACUAUGUUCAUAUUGGAACAAGAUGAGUACACACGCGAAGGUAUUCCGUGGGAAUUCAUAGACUUUGGACUUGAUUUACAACCCACAAUUGAUUUGAUUGAACGUCCUAUGGGUAUCUUCGCUUUAUUGGAUGAAGAAUGCUUCUUCCCCAAGGCAACUGACAAGUCAUUUGUCGAAAAACUUAUCAAAUCUCAGGAUAAGCAUCCUAAGCUGUGUAAAACAGAAUUUCGUUCCAAUGCUGAUUUUGGCGUUAUACACUAUGCUGGUCGAGUGGAUUAUAAUUCAAACCAGUGGUUAAUGAAAAACAUGGAUCCGCUUAAUGAUAAUGUUGUCGCCUUGCUUCAAGCAUCAAAUGAUCCUUUCGUUCAGGCUAUGUGGAAAGAUGCAGAAAUUGUAAGCAUGUCUGCCACGACGACGAACGACACUGCUUUCGGUUCUGCCCGUGGCGUCAGAAGAGGAAUGUUUCGCACUGUAAGUCAAUUGUACAAGGAUUCACUCAUACGCCUAAUGACUGUGUUAAAAAAUACAUCGCCCAACUUCGUUCGUUGUAUUAUUCCAAAUCAUGAGAAAAAGCCUGGUCGAAUUGAUGGUCCAUUAGUCCUAGAGCAGCUCAGAUGCAAUGGAGUAUUGGAGGGAAUCAGAAUUUGUCGCCGAGGUUUUCCAUCACGUAUCCUCUUCCAAGAGUUUAGACAGAGAUACGAAAUUUUGACUCCUAACGUUAUUCCGAAGGGCUUUAUGGAUGGUCGCAAAGCUGUUAUUGAAAUGUUGAAGGCUCUUGAUUUAAGCCCUGAAGUUUAUUGUAUUGGCCAUAGUAAGAUAUUUUUCAAAGUUGGUGUUCUUGCUCAAUUGGAAGAGGAUCGUGACAUACACCUAACGAAUACUAUCAUUAAGUUCCAGGCAUAUGCUCGUGGCUAUCUAGCUCGACGUGCAAAAGAACAACGUUUACAGAAUAUUCAGGUCUGCAAAAUAAUCCAAAGAAAUUGUGAUGCCUACCUCAAACUGAGGAACUGGGCCUGGUGGCGUUUAUUCACAAAAGUUAGACCACUUCUCACUGUGACACGUCAAGAGGACCUAGUUGCUGUGAAGGAAGAAGAGCUUAGAAAAAUUCGAGAACAAAUGGAAAAAGUUGUGAAUGAUCUAAGUGAAAUGCAAAGAGCGUAUGAAAAAAUGAGUAAUGAGAAGGCUCAGUUGAAUGCUGAACUACAACAAGAGCAUGAUUCUAACCAAAACUUGCAAGUGGAACGUGAUCGUCUACGAGAAAAAUUACAGUCUUUAGAAGAAGAUUAUCUAGAGCUAGAGAAUAAAGACAAUGAAGAGAAGUCGAGGCUACAAUUUCUGGAAUCUGAACAAAAGCGCCUUUCAGAACAAAUAACGGACUUAACAGAUCAAUUAGAACUUGAGGAACAGCAACGUCAAAAGUUGCAGGUUGAAAAGACUUCUAUUGAACAAAAGAUUUCUCAACUUAACGAUAGCUAUCUUAGCAUUGAAGAUAAAUAUAAUAAACUUUUAAAAGACAAAAAGCAGUGGACUGACAGAAUCGAACUUUUAAGCAGUCAGUUAGCAGAAGAAGAGGAGCGUACUAAACAACUAACCAAACUUAAAAGUAAACACGAAAGUGGUCUUACUGAACUUCAGGAUAAACUUGCCCGUGAACAGAAAUCUCGUCAAGAUAUUGAGAUGGCCAAACGAAGAUUGGAAACAGAAGCUUCUGAACGUUCUGACCAAGCGUCGGAAAGUUUACGGCUUGUUGAUGAACUUCGAGCAACAGUUGCUAAAUUAGAGGCAGAAGUUGCUCAGCUACAGAGCCGACUCGAUGAAGAGAUCGUUGCCAAGACUAUGCUACAGAAAAGAGUACGAGAAUGUGAAUCGCUAAUUCAAGAGCUCAAUGAAGACUUGGAAACCGAAAGAAAAGCACGUGACAAGGCGGAUGAGGCUAAAAGAGACCUUACCGAAGAAGUGGAGGCUAUGCGGUUAGAGCUCAUUGAUAGUGGAACAAACAGUGAGGCACAAACACAAGCUCUGCGGAAGUAUGAAGCUGAUUUAUCUAGUCUUCGUCACCAACUUGAAGCUCAGUCCAAUGCUCAUGAAGCUGCAAUUCAGGAAACGCGUAAAUCACAUGCCGUAGCUUUAGAAACACUAAAUGAACAGAUCGAACAACUGAAAAAGAGUAAAACAUCAUUGGAAAGAUCUAAACUUCAGCAGGAUUCAGCAACUGAAGAACUACAGAAACAAAUUCAAAGCCUUAGAUCAGACAAGGCAGAGAUGGACAAACGUCGACGUCAGGGUGAACAGCAGCUGAAUGAAAGUUUGGUUAAAAUCCAAGAAUUAGAAAUGCAACGUGGUGAUUUAGAAUCCAGACUGAACAAGGCAUUGAAUGAAAUUGAAGGCUUAAAUAAUGCCAUGGAAGAAAUAGAAACAAAACUAGGCAAAGUUGCACGUUCUGAAGCGUCUGCUCAAGCUGAACUAAGCCAUCUUCGUGCACGGCUAGAUGAAGAAACUCAGGCAAAAAUAAGUCUACAGUCACAGUUGCGUCAAGUAGAAGAUGAACGAGAAUCAGUGAAAGAUUUAUUCGACGCUGAAGAGCAAGCCAAAGUUGCUUUGGAAAAGCAUGUUCUAACCUUGACGACACAGAUGCAAGAUGCUAAGAAGAAAGUUGAAGAGGAUACACUUCAGCUAGAAUCACUUGAAGAUGCACGUAAAAAGCUUCAGCGAGAAUUGGAUGAUACACGCAAUCGUAAUGAAGAACUUGUCUCACAAGUUGAAAAGUUGGAGAAAUCACGCAAGAAAUUACUAAGUGAAGUCGAAGAUAUGAAUCAUGUGAUGGCCAGUCAACGAUCUGAUCAAGCUAACAAUGAACGCCGAAUUAAGAAGUUAGAGUUGACACAUGCAGAAACAGUUAAUCAACUAAACAGUUUCCAAACACAAAAAGAAGCAUUCUAUCAAGAGAUGCUUGAGAAAGACACCAAACUGUUUACGCAAAAGAAUGAAAUUGAGAAACUUAAAGAGCAACUGGAAGAAGCAGAGCGUCAGCGUUCAAUGCUGGCAAGAGAAUUAGAGGAACUUGGUUCUCAUGGAGAUGAUGCAGGAAAAAGUUUAGUGGGAUUAGAACAGACUAAUUAUCGUUUGAACGAACGACUGAAGGAAGCACAACAGCAAAUAGAAGAAUUAGAAGAUGAAAUCUCCACUUUUACCAUGGAAAAGCAACGAGCAGAGGUUCAAAUGAAUGCUGUUCGAACGCAUUUGGAACGAGAACUAGCUUCUCGCGACGACUUGCUUGAGGAGCAAAGACGUCAGUCUCUUAAACGAAUUAGAGAACUGGAGACUGAAUUAGAGGAAGAACAGAGGGAACGUGCCAGUCAUCUGAAUGUUCGCAAGAAGUUGGAAGCUGAUCUGGUAGAUCUCAACCAACGUCUUGAGUUGGCAAAUCGACAGAAAGAAGAGGCUGUCAAGCAGCUGAAAAAAUAUCAGAGUGUUAGUGGUGGUAUUCAGCGGGAACUUGAAGAUGCUGUGCGUGCUCGCGAUCAAGCCUUAGAAGCUUCACGAGAGUUGGACAAAAAGUAUCGCACCUUAGAUUCAGAAAAAGUUCGUCUACAAGAAGACUUGAGUACAAGCGAAAGAAACUGCCGUACAUUAAAGAAUGAUGUAAGUGAAGCCUUGGAAGAACUAGCUGCAGUGAAUUCAGCCAAAACGGCAGCACUGGAGGAAAAGAAACGCCUAGAAGCCCGUAUCACUGCUCUAGAAGAUCAGUUAGAAGAGCUACAAAGUGCUAUGGAUUCUACUGAGGAACGUCAUAAGAAAGCAUUCAGUCAAAUGGAGCAAGUUCAAACAGACCUAACCAUUGAGAAAAAUAACCUCGCACGUUCAGAGUCUCAAAGAAUCACACUUGAAAAACAGGUUAAGGAAUUGCGCGAGAAAUUAGUCGAAGCAGAGAAAGAAUGUGGGCGUCGUGUGAAGGCUCAGUGUUCGUCCUUAGAAUCUCGCUUGGCAUCUCUAGAUGAACAGUUAGAAUCAGAAAAACUUGAAAAGUUGAAUGCUAGCAAAAACUUACGUCGAGCCGAGAAAAAGUACAAAGAUCUCCUUUUACAGAAUGAAGAUUUGAAACGAUGUAAUGAAUCGUUGAAAGAAUCUUUCGAAAAAGCUCAAUCAAACUGUAAACGAAGUAAGCGCGAGUUAGAAGCUCUCGAAGAGGAAAAUACACGAGUAACUGCAAGAUAUCGUCGAAUGCAACGAGACCUUGAAGAGGUGAUGGAAGCUAAGCGAAUUGUUGAGCGGGAUUUGCAAAACCUUCGUAAACUCAGCCGUAGUACUCCCAGACCAAAUCGUCAGUUACCAUCGGUACUUUCUACGCGUACAGGUGAUGAUGGAACUCCGGAUGAAAACCAUUCAAUGACUGAAUUGGAUUCUGUAACCAGUGAUUUUGGCAGUAGUGGUGCAGGAGGAGGAGGUACUGUCAAUAAUAACAACAAUCACAACACAUCAACUGAUGAGAAUUAAAUAUUUACUCAAGAUGAUGAUAUAUGAACUUUUAUGCUAUAGCGUAACAAUAUCCUAAAGCCUUUUUUUCAAUUGUUUUUUUUUCUUCCUAAUAUCCUUAAUAAUAUAUAUGCAAAAGAUGGGGUUUAUAUUAUUAAUAGAAGAGAAAUUUCUUUGCACAUAAUAGUUAUGUAUUUACGGUUAGAAUAGGAUACCUCUUUAUUGUGCUGCUACUGCUGUCUGUCAGUGUUUUACACGUGUGUCAACAGUGAAAGGACGACUUUUCACACUAUAUAAUUAAAAUAAAUUGCUGCUAUUUGAAGAUAGAUAUCUGUAUCUGUAUGAAAAUUUAUUCACACAAUCAAAUCUAUGUUGAUUCAUGUCAGCCAGACAAAAGCUGCUAUUAAUUAUUUAUUGAUAAGCAUACUUUACACUUCACUUGUUGUCUACUACAAUAAUAAUAUAAUAUAACGAAACAUACAUUUCAUUCCGUCGCACUAAGAGGCGUGCUAAUUAAUUGUUGCACCUUAGUGUGUUUGCUAAUCUCCGGUUGUUAUUAUUAUUAUUAUUGUUAUUAUUAUUAUUGCCGUUUUUCGGUCAUUUUUUCCAUGUUUUUUAUAUAAUAAAAGUUUAGCAAUGUUGGUUUUUCAUUAAUAUAAAAAAAACUUCUGAUUGAAUUUUUAGAAAGUAACUUUUUUUGUAUAAGUCACUUUGAUAUAUUCACAAACUUUUAGUACAUUAUUAUAUAUGCAGCUAUAUUCUUAACCAAGUUCUUUCUAAGUAAUUACUCAAUUUAAUUUACUUAAUAUGAAAACAGCUUGGCCGAUGGAGAUGAAUACAUAU